AGGUCUCGUGAACGCGCACGGUCGGGGCUGCUGUUGCUAUGAUGCAAUGGCGACUGCGCCGUGGGAAGCGAGCGAGGAGUUGAAUGAGUUCUCCCCACAGUUGAAGUCAGGCAGCCGCGGACAGUCAGGACACCGUCAGUGCCCAGAGACAGGCACGGAGACAGCAGCAGCAGGGGCCCUGUCCUAACUACGCCACAUGGAAACACACAGCCAGGUGUGUCUGCUCGCCCCACAGCUCGCCGUGUCAUGACGCUUGGAGAGAUUUCUCACACAUCUGUACGACGUUGCAGCGACACCGGAGAAGCACCAACACCCUGUUUGCUCUCCUGAUCCGAAACCAAGUGAGGAGGAAGGGGUUGUUUUUAUUUCAUCUCUAGUCGCAUUGUCCUCUCCACCUGCGACUCAGUGGACCUAUUCGUGCUUCUUACUGGACCACCAUGGCUGAGAGAACCUCCAGCGGGUUGCUAACGAUGAUGUUGGAGCCCACGCCGGCUGUCGCUAUGACCCUGCCGGCGGAGGUCCGGGAGAAGCUGGCGGAGCUGGAGCUGGAGCUCUCAGAAGGGGACAUCACUCAGAAGGGCUAUGAGAAGAAAAGAGGCAAGCUGUUGGCACCGUACAUCCCACAGAUCCAAGGUGUAGAUCCCUCUUUGCAAAUUGACAAUAGGAUCCAGUCCUCCUCCCAAGCAGUUCUCCCAGGUUCCAAACACAACAAGUCCCGGGCAGCCAACACCCGCGAUGAACGCUUCAGAUCUGAUUUACACACAGAAGCCGUCCAAGCAGCUCUGGCAAAGUACAAAGAGAGGAAGAUGCCAAUGCCCUCCAAGAGAAGAUCUGUGUUAGUUCAGUCUUCUGUUGAGGCAUGCACCCCGCCAGACACCUCUUCAGCGUCAGAAGACGAAGGUUCGCUGCGCCGGCAGGGACGUCUGGCCACCUCAACGCCCUACCAGGGCCACGGCCACCCAGCCGUUGAGCACUGGUUUAACCGUGUCAUCCAGGGUUCGUCCACCUCAUCCUCCGCGUCAUCCACCUCAUCCCACCCGGGAGGGAGAUCUGUCACCACCACCACCACCACCAACACCACUGCCCACGCAGCCCUCAACGCCAACGCUGCAGCUACCGCACUGGCGGACCUUAUGGCACACACCCAGCUAGAUAACCACUCAGCGCCCCCCGAUGUGACGGGGCUGUCGGAGCGCUCCUCGCUUCAUGCCGAGCGGCCCCAGGUGGCCUCAGUGCGAGGCGUUUCCCGCAACCACCACACCAGCGUCAUGGAGACUGCAGAUGGUGUUCCAGUCAACAGUCGCGUCUCCUCCAAAAUCCAGCAGCUGCUCAACACCCUCAAGAGACCGAAGCGACCGCCGUUGCGAGAGUUCUUCGUUGACGACUUUGAGGAGCUUUUAGGAGUCCAGCAUCCAGAUCCCAACCAGCCAAAGCCAGAGGGGCAGCAAAUGAGUCCCCUUGAAGGAGAGCCCCUCGGGUUGGUCAACAAAUGGCCCCCGUCCUUACCAGCAGCCUUACAACGGUGGGGCACCACUCAGCCCAAGAGCCCAUGUCUGACUGCACUUGACAAUUCUGGAAAGCCUGUCUACACACUCACCUACGGUAAACUAUGGACCCGCAGUCAGAAGCUGGCUUACACUCUACUGAACAAGCUGAGCACCAGAAAUGAGCCUCUGCUCAUGCCUGGAGACCGAGUUGCACUCGUUUUCCCCAACAAUGACCCAGUGAUGUUCAUGGUAGCGUUCUACGGCUGUCUCCUGGCAGAGCUGGUACCUGUUCCUAUCGAAGUGCCGCUGACACGAAAGGAUGCAGGAAGUCAACAGAUUGGCUUUCUGCUGGGCAGCUGUGGCGUCACGUUGGCGCUAACCACAGACGCUUGUCAGAAAGGCUUGCCCAAAGCACAAACGGGAGAGGUAGCAACUUUCAAAGGAUGGCCGCGGUUACUGUGGUUCGUGACUGAUGGAAAACAUGUCGUAAAACCUCCAAAAGACUGGUAUCCCCCUAUUAGGGAAGCUAGUAAUGACAUAGCCUACAUAGAGUAUAAAACCAGCAAGGAAGGAAGCACCAUGGGGAUCACAGUGUCGCAUUCAGCCAUGCUGGCUCACUGUCAUGCUCUCACACAGGCUUGCGGCUACACUGAAGCUGAGACCAUAACCAACGUGCUGGACUUCAAGAGAGAAGCAGGAUUAUGGCACGGUGUUCUGACUAGUGUCAUGAAUCGGAUGCACGUGAUCAGCAUUCCUUACUCCCUGAUGAAAGUCAACCCCUUGUCCUGGAUACAGAAGGUUCACACAUACAAAGCACGGGUCGCUGUGGUGAAGUCGAGGGACAUGCACUGGUCCCUGCUGGCCCAGAGAGACCAGAGGGACAUCAGCCUGAGCUCGCUGCGCAUGCUGAUCGUCGCUGAUGGAGCGAACCCAUGGUCGAUAUCCUCCUGUGAUGCCUUCCUCAACGUGUUUCAGGCACGUGGGCUGCGACCUGAGGUGAUCUGCCCAUGUGCCAGCUCCUCAGAAGCCAUGACUGUCGCCAUCCGCAGGCCUCCUGAAAUGGGAGUUCCUCCACCGGGAAAGGCAGUGCUGUCUAUGGGUGGAUUGAGUCACAGUGUGAUCCGUGUGGACACGGAGGAGAAACUCUCUGUCCUGACGGUGCAAGACGUGGGACAGGUCAUGCCUGGAGCUUUGGUUUGCGUGGUGAGAGUGGAAGGGACCCCCUAUAUCUGUCAAACGGACGAGGUUGGAGAGAUCUGCGUGAGCUCAGGUAGCACGGGCGUAGCUUAUUACGGCCUCCCAGGCAUGACCAAGAACGUCUUUGAGACAAUCCCAGUGUUAUCAUCUGGCCUUCCCAUCAGUGACAGACCCUUUAGCAGGACUUCACUGCUGGGCUUUGUGGGCCCGGACAACCUCGUGUUUGUUGUGGGAAAGAUGGACGGGCUGAUGGUGGUCAGUGGACGCAGACACAAUGCUGAUGACGUGGUUGCCACAGCAUUGGCAGUGGAGCCCAUGAAGUUUGUCUACAGGGGGAGGAUAGCAGUGUUUUCGGUGUCUGUGCUGCAUGAUGAGAGGAUUGUUGUCGUGGCUGAGCAGAGGCCAGAUGCCUCUGAGGAGGACAGCUUCCAGUGGAUGAGCCGUGUCCUCCAGGCUAUAGACAGCAUCCACCAAGUCGGAGUGUACUGCCUGGCUCUGGUACCUGCCAAUACGCUUCCUAAGGCUCCCUUGGGGGGCAUCCAUAUAUCAGAGACAAAGCAGCGCUUCCUGGAGGGCGCCUUGCAUCCCUGCAACGUCCUCAUGUGCCCUCACACGUGUGUCACCAACCUGCCCAAACCAAGACAGAAACAACCAGAGGUCAGUCCUGCUUCUUUGAUAGUGGGGAACCUGGUGGCAGGAAAGAGGAUAGCACAGGCUUGUGGGAGAGAUGUGGCUCAACUGGAGGACAAUGAACAGUUCCUGUACAUACAAGAUGUGCUGCAAUGGAGAGCUCAGGCCACUCCAGACCACCCUCUCUUCCUUGUUCUCAAUGCUAAGGGCACAGUGGCUAGCACAGCUUCCUGCCUGCAACUGCACAAGCGGGCAGAGCGGGUGGCUGCAGCACUGAUGGGACGCCUCAACACUGGAGACCAUGUGGCUCUUGUUUACCCACCAGGAAUCGACCUGAUUGCCACCUUCUACGGCUGCCUGUAUGCUGGCUGCGUGCCUGUCACUGUCAGACCUCCGCACCCCCAGAACCUGGCAACAACCCUGCCGACUGUCAAGAUGAUCGUGGAGGUCAGUAAGUCAGUGUGUAUCCUGACCACUCAAGCAAUAAUGAAGCUGCUUAAAUCCAAAGAGGCAGCUGCUGCUGUGGACGUCAAGAGCUGGCCCAUGGUGCUGGACACAGAUGACCUUCCCAGGAAGAAGAGUCCCCAGAUGUACAAGCCCCCGACCCCAGAGAUGUUAGCGUAUCUGGACUUCAGUGUGUCUACAACAGGCAUCUUAGCGGGGGUCAAAAUGUCCCACGCUGCCACCAGUGCCUUGUGUCGCUCCAUCAAACUGCAGUGUGAGCUCUACCCAUCCAGGCAGAUCGCCAUCUGUCUGGAUCCAUACUGCGGCUUGGGCUUUGCUCUCUGGUGCCUGUGCAGUGUGUACUCGGGCCACCAGUCCAUCUUGGUUCCCCCUCUAGAACUGGAGAGCAAUGCGUCUCUGUGGCUGGCUGCUGUCAGCCAGUACAAAGUGCGCGUCACCUUCUGCUCUUAUUCGGUCAUGGAGAUGUGCACCAAGGGCCUGGGCUCACAGACUGAAGCACUGCGGCUGCGCAAUGUGAACCUGUCUUGUGUGCGAACAUGCAUGGUGGUAGCAGAGGAGAGGCCCCGCAUAGCGCUCACUCAGUCUUUCUCAAAGAUCUUUAAGGACUUGGGGCUUUCACCGCGGGCUGUCAGCACCACCUUCGGCUGCAGAGUGAAUGUAGCAAUAUGUUUGCAGGGCACAGCUGGACCAGAUCCCACCACUGUUUACGUGGACAUGAGAGCUCUACGACAUGACAGGGUUCGUCUGGUGGAGAGAGGGUCACCUCACAGUUUGCCUCUGAUGGAGUCGGGGAAGAUCCUUCCAGGAGUGAAGGUGAUCAUUGCAAACACAGAGACUAAAGGACCUUUGGGAGACUCGCAUCUAGGAGAGAUCUGGGUGAGCAGUCCUCACAAUGCCACAGGCUACUACACAGUUUACGGCGAGGAGGCUCUGCAUGCAGACCACUUCAACACCAAGCUCAGCUUCGGCGACACCCAGAGUGUCUGGGCGAGGACGGGAUACCUGGGCUUCCUGCGACGCACAGAGCUGACGGAUGCAAGUGGAGAGCGUCACGAUGCCCUCUAUGUGGUGGGCUCUCUUGAUGAGACUCUGGAGCUGAGGGGGAUGCGGUAUCAUCCUAUUGACAUCGAAACCUCUGUUAUUCGCUCACACAAGAGCAUAGCUGAAUGUGCUGUGUUCACUUGGACUAACCUCCUCGUGGUGGUGGUGGAGCUGGAGGGAUCUGAGCAGGAGGCCCUGGACUUGGUCGCCCUAGUCACCAACGUUGUGCUGGAGGAGCAUUACCUCAUUGUCGGGGUGGUGGUAGUGGUAGACCCCGGCGUCAUCCCUAUCAACUCCAGAGGGGAGAAGCAACGCAUGCACCUCAGAGACGGAUUCCUGGCUGACCAGCUGGACCCCAUUUAUGUGGCUUACAACAUGUGAGGGUCUUGUGUGCAGGAGUUCUUAAUCCCCUACAUGUGGCCUAUCACACAAGAAGACACUGCAGAGUGGUGAAUGUGGAGGCUUGUGGCUGGCCCCGGCAUCAGUAAGAGAAAUCAAGCUGGAAGGAAAUAUUAUUGCAGCAAGAAUGGAGAGAAACUCUCAAGGAGUGACAAAAACGUCAGGCCUGCUUCUCCCUGGGAUUUCUUGACUCUUCAAACAACAAAUCAAAGGGUGUCUUGUCUCUUUUGAGUGUUUUGUAUGUAUGGCAGAGCCUCUGACUCCAGGACACUGAUAUCAGACUAGCAGGUGGUUGAGUUAUAAAACUUCACUGUGCCAUUAACAGACUUUUUAUUUUGUCAAUAUCCAAAACUAUGAUGUGUUUUCCAUACGUGGGCCAUAGAACUGGCCCGAUACCAGUACCUUAAACCUGGUUUAAACAUGCUCUACCUUGUUUCCUGUUUGCAGAGCCUCCUGUGCCAUUGAGAGUUUCACACUCUUAAUGGAAAAGGUUUCUUCCUCGUACAGUUACAUCAACUCUGUAGGAGCUGCUCCCUCAGAUCAAGCUGCAGCCUGAAGUGAACCCUUAUCUUUGUGUUCAGACUCAGCUCAAAUCAUGCCAUUACAUCAACACAGAGGCACACAGCAGUGGCUAAGGAGGAGGGGCAGACUGUAUUUGUUGCUCAUUGUUUUACUGCUUUUGUUUGUAGUGUCAGUCAGUAACAGAAUACUCAGAAAUAACGUUGUGUUAUGACUCAAUCUUGUUCUUUUUCUAAAUCUUAAACGUGUAGGCUAGUUUUGAUUUCAUCCCAACAAAAUGCAAUAUGUGUGAUGUGAAAGAUGUUGCUACGAACGACAGUAAGUGCCGAUCAUUUGGAGUCAUGACACCGGGGGUGGCUUAUAAGCAAUGAGCCAAAUGAUAUGAAAUAAGCCUUAAGUGUUUUUUCAGAUGCCUGUUCCUAUCCCAGCACCUGUUUAACUUAAUUUUGUGAGGUGUAUCAGCUGUUGGAUAGGGUGGGAAUAUGCAGAGGGAGGUCAGAGUUGGUAAAUCCUUCUCUUAUUGCACCCAAAGUCUUGAUCUAAGAUGAAUAUACUUGAUCCUAUCAUCCAGCCAUUACAAACACACUUAUUUUUAAUAAUGUCUGUCCCUUUUGUCAAAAGUUUAAAUGUGUCUUUUAUAGCAUCAGACUGGAAGAAACUGUAGCUGAUAUGGUUUUAAAGCAGAAUGUCUCAUCUUCAUUUCCAGUGCCAUAAGAUUGAAUGAGAGUCGCAAAUAGUUUUAAGCUGCAUGUGUCGUAUGAGGCAAGAGCCUAAUAUGCUUGUAACACCACAACCUCCCACCUUUUCUCAAUGACAUUGUAAAGAUUGACUUCACUGUACGUCGCUUCUUUUUCUAUGUGCACACCCCUUCAGAAUCAGGCUCCGACCUGCUGUAAGUAUGUACAGAUUUUGUGUAAAUUAUUAAUAGAUAAAGGAGAUUACAGGAAUGCAAAGACUGAAUCUGGAAUAUAUUUGAACUUCUCCCUUACAAACAAAAAACUAUUUGAAUUCUGCCCUCAUGUGGACGUUGGAGAAGAGACAUAACAAGCCUUGAAAGCAUUUUUAUAGAAAGGAAGUACCGCAGGAAGUUACCACACCCAGGAUGAGACGAAGCACACUCCGAGUACAAGGAGAAGACAGUUUGACUCUGGUGACAUUGGAAGAUGUCACAUCCUCCAGAGCAAACUUUUGUUGUCAACAUAUUGGAGAGAUACAUUUGUCUGAUAUAUGGUUAGUUGUCAUUAUUUUCAUAACAUGAUUUCUUAAUGAAUAAAAAGUGCUUUUAACUUAAAA
This is a messenger RNA of Notolabrus celidotus (New Zealand spotty), 7031 nucleotides long. RefSeq names its product disco-interacting protein 2 homolog A (gene dip2a). The transcript is spliced from 38 exons. Gene Ontology annotation, cellular component: cell surface. The coding region runs from base 438 to 5201 and encodes 1587 amino acids. Lineage: Eukaryota; Metazoa; Chordata; Actinopteri; Labriformes; Labridae. The record is from RefSeq and is a predicted model, not a curated record.